AUGGGUAGUGUUUCUCAAAAAUGGGCUUGUGUUUCUCUUCUUUUCUUCAGCAUUGUUCUGCAUUUGAGUGCCCUCGCUCUUGGCUAUGGUGAUGAUUGCGGCCGGUUUGGUCGAAGGGGUUGCGGUGGUGGGUGGGGCGGACGUGAGGGCGGUGGUCGUGGCGGUUGGGGUGGACGCGAGGGCGGUGGCCGUUAUGGUGGUGGUAGGGGCGGUGGUGGAGGACCUGGAGGAGGUUUUGGUGGAGGACCUGGUGGCGGUGGAAGACCUGGAGGAGGUUUUGGUGGAGGACCCGGAGGUGGUGUGGGUGGUGGAGGAGGGCUUGGGGGUGGAGGUGGUGGAGGUCUUGGAGGUGGUUCGGGUGGAGCUGGUGGCGGCGUUGGUGGGGGUCCUGGAGGAGGUGUUGGUGGGGGCGGUGGCUUAGGAGGUGGUGGUGGCGGCGGUGUUGGAGGUGGUUCAGGUCAAGGCGGUGGGUUUGGUGCUGGCGGAGGAGUAGGUGGUGGUGCAGGAGGAGGUGUAGGUGUUGGUGGGGGUGGAGGCGGAGGUAGUGGAGGUGGUGGGGGUCUUGGAGGUGGCUCGGGUCAUGGUGGUGGGUUUGGAGCCGGUGGAGGUGUAGGUGGUGGUGCGGGAGGAGUGGGUGUCGGUGGUGGUGGAGGUGGAGGUAGUGGAGGCGGUGGCGGUCUUGGGGGUGGUUCUGGUAAAGGUGGUGGGUUUGGAGCGGGGGGUGGUGUAGGUGGUGGCACAGGAGGAGUGGGCGUCGGUGGUGGUGGAGGAGGUGGUAGCGGAGGCGGCGGCGGUCUUGGAGGUGGUUCUGGUCAAGGUGGUGGGUUUGGAGCGGGGGGCGGUGUAGGCGGUGGUGCGGGAGGAGUGGGAGUCGGUGGUGGUGGAGGUGGCGGUAGUGGAGGUGGCGGUGGCGUCGGGGGCGGUUCAGGUCAUGGUGGUGGUUUCGGAGCCGGGGGAGGUGUAGGUGGUGCAGGAGGAGGUUUGGGUGGUGGCGGUGGUGGAGGAGGUGGUGGUGGAGGCGGAGGCCAAGGUGGAGGAUUCGGAGCUGGUGGUGGAGUAGGUGGUGGAGCAGGGCAAGGCGGAGGAGUUGGUGGAGGCAGCGGUCUAGGAGGAGGAGCUGGUGGAGGUUUGGGAGGCGGCCGAGGUGGCGGUGGAGGUUUGGGCGGUGGUCAUGGAAUUGGUGGUGGUGGAGGAAUCGGAAUCGGAAUCGGUGUGGGCGUUGGUAUUGGAGUUGGAGGAGGUGCUGGUGGUGGUACUGGUGCUGGAGUUGGAUCUGGCACCGGUGUUGGUGGUGGUGGUGGACGGUAA
Messenger RNA from Rhododendron vialii, 1308 nucleotides. RefSeq names its product glycine-rich cell wall structural protein 1-like. The transcript has a single exon. Lineage: Eukaryota; Viridiplantae; Streptophyta; Magnoliopsida; Ericales; Ericaceae. The coding region runs from base 1 to 1308 and encodes 435 amino acids. The record is from RefSeq and is a predicted model, not a curated record.